Messenger RNA from Microthlaspi erraticum, 1458 nucleotides. Lineage: Eukaryota; Viridiplantae; Streptophyta; Magnoliopsida; Brassicales; Brassicaceae. The record is from the annotation of a GenBank genome assembly.
AUGACUUCUCCUUUCUUCUUAGUUCUCCUUCUCUCAUCUCUUCUCACAAACAAUGUUGAUGCAAAUCCAAAUUACAGAGAAGCUCUCUCCAAGUCAUUGCUCUUCUUCCAAGGUCAGCGUUCCGGUCGCCUCCCUAGAGACCAACAAGUCUCUUGGCGGUCUAGCUCCGGCCUCUCCGAUGGCUCCUCCGCUCAUGUGGACUUAACCGGUGGGUACUACGACGCAGGAGACAAUGUCAAGUUCAAUUUCCCAAUGGCGUUUACCACAACAAUGCUCUCAUGGAGCGCGCUCGAGUACGGUAAACGGAUGGGUUCCGAGCUGCAAAACGCUCGUGUGAACAUCCGUUGGGCCACGGACUAUCUGCUGAAAUGCGCUAGAGCCACUCCGGGGAAGCUUUACGUCGGAGUAGGAGAUCCUAACGUUGAUCACAAAUGCUGGGAGCGGCCUGAAGACAUGGACACACCUCGUACAGUCUACUCUGUAUCCUCUUCUAACCCUGGCUCUGACGUCGCAGCUGAAACCGCGGCUGCUCUCGCUGCAGCUUCCAUGGUUUUCAGAAAAGUCGAUCCAAAGUACUCAAGGUUGCUUCUCGCAACAGCUAAGAAUGUGAUGCAGUUUGCAAUCCAGUACAGAGGAGCUUAUAGCGAUUCCCUUUCUUCAUCCGUCUGUCCUUUCUACUGCUCCUACUCUGGUUACAAGGACGAGCUCAUGUGGGGUGCCGCGUGGCUGCUGAGAGCAACUAAGAACCAGUAUUACGAAAACUUCAUGAAAUCUUUAGGAAGUGGAGACCAGCCUGACAUUUUCAGCUGGGAUAAUAAGUAUGCUGGUGCUUAUGUUCUUCUCUCACGGAGAGCAUUACUUAACAAAGACAGCAACUUUGAACAAUACAAGCAAGCAGCAGAGAGUUUCAUGUGCAAAAUCCUUCCAAAUUCUCCUUCUUCCUCUACACAAUACACUCAAGGAGGGUUAAUGUACAAGUUACCUCAGAGCAAUCUGCAAUACGUGACAUCCAUAACGUUCCUGCUCACGACUUACGCCAAGUACAUGAAAUCCACGAGACACAGUUUCAGCUGCGGAAGCUCAGCGAUCGUCGUCCCCAACGCGUUGAUAAGCGUAGCGAAGCGGCAAGUCGAUUACAUACUCGGGGAGAAUCCGAUCAGAAUGUCGUACAUGGUUGGAUUCGGAUCCAAUUUCCCCAAGAGGAUCCAUCACCGAGCGUCGUCGCUUCCUUCCCACGCGCUUCUCUCGCACUCCUUGGGCUGCAACGGCGGAUUCCAGUCUUUCUACACUCAGAAUCCUAACCCGAACAUUCUCACCGGAGCGAUCGUUGGAGGACCGAAUCAAAACGAUGGGUUUCCGGAUCAGAGAGACGAUUACAGCCACUCGGAACCGGCUACUUACAUCAACGCCGCCUUCGUCGGACCUCUGGCGUACUUCGCCUCCGGCAAAUCGGCUUGA